AUAUAUAUAUAUAAAUUAUAUUCACUGGUGCAAGUAAUUGAUGACCACCCCAGCAUUAAAAUGCUGCCAGUGAACUCUACAAUAUCUAAGCCAUCAGACUCACCUGUGGAGUGGAAAAAAUGUAAAGAAAAAUAUGGCAGGGGACGAAGGUCUAAAGAGGAAGUCGAUAGCAGGUAGACCGGGCGGAAGAGGAGCGUGAUGGGAGGGCACGGUGGUCGAAGAUGAUAAAAACCCGCGAAGAAGAGGAGGAGACACGUAGUGUUGCUUUCAGGAGCUGAACGACAACAGCUCGGAGAUGCCCUCGAAGACGAUCGUUCAUCUGGUGAUCGCCUGCGGCCUUCUCAGCCGUAUUGAAUCUGCAAGUCAAUAUCACGUGUUAUCACAAUUUGGACAGAGUAAUCAAGUGGAUCAUAGUAUAUCGUCGAGGCAACAUUCCUCUUGUCCAGAGAAGAAUGGUCGUUUUCCAGUUCCUUCCCAGUGUGACGCUUAUAUAGAAUGCAUCGAUGGAGUUGCUGAAGAAAAGCUGUGCCCAGAGGGUUUGUUGUUUAAUCCAGAUGCGAGAUUCAAUUAUCCCUGUGGGUAUCCCAUAGAUAUUGACUGCGAGGGCAGACAGAGUAGACAGGCACCUCAGCCAACAGACGAUUGCCCUCAUCAAUAUGGCUACUUCAAGGUCGGAGAUCACACCCAUUGCGGUCAGUUCGUGAACUGUGCAGCGGGUAUUGGGUACAAAUUUGAUUGUCCCGAGGGAUUAGCUUUUAAUCCUGAGAGUUAUCGGUGCGAUUGGCCCGAUCAAGUUCCAGACUGCGACGCCGAAGCAUUCUUGGGCUUCCAAUGUCCGGAGGAUACGUCCAACUCUUAUUACGGCAAUGAGAUCAAGUUUUACCGUAGCCCCCACGACUGCCAGCGGUAUUACGUCUGCGUGAAUGGCAAGCCGCGAUUACAGAAUUGCGGAGAAGGAAACGCGUUCAACGAGUUGAUCAAUGCCUGUGACGGUGCAGAAAAUGUCACAGGAUGCGAACCACCGGAAUCGACGAUCUUGGACAGAACGAAGAAACCAUUACGCUUAUGAUCCCUUUAAUAACCUCACCUGAUCUAACCGCGAUGUAAAUAUGUAUUUUAUAAGUCGAUGCGUUGUAAAAAACCAUAUGAAUUAUUUGUUCUUGUAUCGUUUCUUAAUCGAAAAUAAAACAUUGUAAUUUCGAGAAUCAAA
Osmia lignaria (orchard mason bee) is the source of this 1210-nucleotide messenger RNA. Its product is annotated as protein obstructor-E. Gene Ontology annotation, cellular component: extracellular region. NCBI's taxonomy places the organism in Eukaryota, Metazoa, Arthropoda, Insecta, Hymenoptera, Megachilidae. The record is from RefSeq and is a predicted model, not a curated record. Gene Ontology annotation, molecular function: chitin binding.